GUACACUUGGCCGUCGAUGUGUAUGACUACGCCGAGGGUUAGCUUCGAUGGUACGUCGAUGUCGUCGUAGUCGUGUUGUUGAGCUUGAGAGUAGUUGCGGGUUGAUUUGUUCGUCUCUCGGGGAAAAGCAGCAGGAAAAGGUGAUCGUCUAGGUAAAGUGUGAAGCGAAACGUAACUGAAAACGUAGACUAGUGCGUGCGAAAGAAGACCAAGAAGAGGAGACAAAACAACGAUCAUAUGAUUUCGUUCGUUCCACGCUGUUGCCAUAGUGAAUGAUAACGACAAUGAUGAUGAUGAUGAUGGUGACGACGGUGGUGAUAGUGCCGACGACAAAGAUGAUGGUUGUGUGAUAGAGUGGCCGGUCGAACCCCAAUGAUGGUCCCAAUACCAAUGGCCAUGAUACCAAUGGUAACAAAAGUGAAGAUCGCUAAGCUAAGAAGAAGCAACUGGUGAAAACGGCGGAUUGAAAAGUGAGUCAUCUAAGAAGAAGCAGAAGCCAAACCGAGACACCGUGUUGGGGGAUUAGGAGUCAAAAUACAACGCCGCGAUAUCAAUUUAUGGCCAAAACUGGCUCGGCUGCUCGUCUAUGUGCUAAAGGGGAGGAAAAAGUUGAAAGGCGAGCGAGUGAGGAGCGAUCGUUCGCGCUAGGGGAUCGCUAGAAAGCCAAUACAACACUCGAUCGUGACCGAACGCGGGGGGUGGUGAGUGCACGCGCGCGCUUGUGUAAAAGAGUAAGAGAGAGUGUGGCUUUUAGCGGUUGGCCAAACUGGCGACGAAGGCAGCCGGCUCGAACCGGAGCUAUUGCAGGUGGCGGAGGUGUUGGUGGCCGGGAAGCAGUGCAACUAUCGCCAUAAAGCGUAGAUCUGGAACAGCAACAAUACCGCCUCGCACCGCCAGAGAAAGACACUGGCCAGGGUAUCGCUCAUUACUCGUUCCGUCGUCGGCUGAGGAUUGAUCCCGUAACGUGUGUGUGUACACGAAGAAAGAAAGCAAUUCAGGCCACCGGGCUAUGGAUCCAAUAUUCUUCUCUCCGCCUAAUGGAGUCCCGUCAGAAAGCAAAUUGGCAACCUAUAUGAGUCGUCAGAACGUUUCGACACCGACGUAUGGGUUGUCCGCGGGCCUCAGCAAAUUAACACUAGACUCACCCAUAUCGAUUAAGAAAACUCAGGUGACCCCCCAGUCGCCGGAAUUCAUUCCAAACAACCGUCUCAGCACAUCAUCAUCACCGAGCUUCUACUCGUCGUAUUCGAUACUCGCUGGCAGCAACGGCAGUGGCACGGUCGUCGGAAGCACCGGCGGCGUGGUCAACGGAAACAGUGUGAUAACGUCAAACAAUGGCACAACGGUGGUGGUGGCGAACCCGGGCAGCACCGGCGGAGCAGGAGGAUCAGUCGUCGUCCCUGGUCCCGUGCCGAUUCCAACCCAGACAGCACAGCAGCUUUCAUCGGUGGCGACGGCGAUCAUCUCCAAUGGUACCGCUGCCGGACUAGCUGGCGGGGGAGGAGGAGGCGGAAGUACAGGAGGCGGAGGAGGAGCGGGAGGUAACGGAACCGGUAAUGGUUCGGGUGUUAAAUCACAGGCCAGCAGCUACGGGAGCAGUGUUCUCGGUAGCUCGCUUAGCAAUAGCUCAACGUAUGCUGUAACGCCCAUCAAGGGGCGAAGUUUACUCCGUAACGAAUCACCACAGAGUACUAAUACAUCUCCUCGAAUUACGCCUCAACCAUCACCACCGCCAAUUACCACCAACAUCCACCAAGAAAAUGUCGGUGGCACGACGUAUUUCUAUCCGACCGCGGCGAACCAUCAAUUAACACCGAGUAGUACAGUUAACACGACUGAAAAUACCUUUGUCCACGUAGCAAGCUCACAAAUUAAUUUAAGUUACUCGCAUCCAGGACAUGUCUACCCGGGACCUGCAUCGCACGUUGUCAACAUGCAAACCAAGGCACAACUGUCGAUGGCGUACUUCCUGCAGGACGAACUGAGAAACGAUAUUUUAUCUAGGAACGAAAUAGUCAAUAGUAUUGAAACCGAGUGUCAAGAUUUACCUCUAGAGGUCGAGAACUAUCAUUCACUAUGUCUGCUAGAGUCUUUGCCAGUCCAUCCCAAACUACCGGUACAGUCGUCCACCUACAAAGCAACACACAAUCUAACUGGCGUGAAAUACUGCCUUAGACGUCUCCAUGGUUUCCGUCUUCAGUCGACCAAGUGCAUGCAGAUAGUCGACAUGUGGAAGAAACUCCAGCACACGAACGUGGUACAACUUCGAGAGGUGUUUACUACGAAAAACUUUGGUGAUAAUUCCUUGGUGAUAGUGUACGACUUUUACCCCGGAUCGCAGACACUACUCUCGAAAUACUUCAUCCCUAGUGCGGAACCCACGAACGGCUAUUCCGAUCCAUUCUCAGGUGAAGCACGACCCUUCAGCCACAAAAGCACACUCCAUCGAGCGACUACCGGUACACUUCUACCGGAGAACGAAAUCUGGUCGGUAAUCAUCCAACUGUCCGCCGGGCUACGAGCAAUCCAUCAAGCUGGCCUGGCUUGCCGAACGCUGGACCCCACGAAAAUCAUCAUCACUGGCAAACGGUUACGGUUCAGUUGCGUGGCGAUAUCCGAUCUCGCAACGUACGACCCGAGCCAAACCAACCCGCUGGCCCUGGUCACCCAUCAUCAACAGGAUGAUUUAACGGCCCUCGGAAAGCUGAUCCUGGCCCUCGCCUGCCGAAGUUUACAGUCCGUUCAGCGAGAUCAGAUCCAGAACAGCAUCGAGCUGAUAUCGAGGCAUUACUCGUCCGAUUUGAGGAACAUUAUGUUAUAUUUGCUCUCAACGAGCAGUCGACGCUCGGUGACGGAGAUCAUGCCGAUGAUCGGAGCUCGCUUUUACGUGCAGCUUGAUGCACUACAAUCCCAAUGUGAUAUUCAGGAAGACGAACUGGCAAGGGAGAUGGAAAACGGUCGUCUCUACCGAUUGCUGGUCAAGUUGGGCACCGUCAAUGAGCGACCAGAACUUAACCUGGACGUCACGUGGUCCGAAACGGGCGAUCGCUACAUGCUGAAACUGUUCCGAGAUUACCUCUUUCACACCGUCACGGAGGACGGCCGUCCUUGGCUGAACCAGUCCCACAUCGUUCAGUGCCUCAACAAACUGGACGCGGGCACCAUAGAAAAGGUUCAGCUGAUGUCACGUGAUGAACAAUCAGUAUUAGUAGUGACUUAUGCUGAGCUGAAGCACUGUUUAGAGCAAGCAUUUUCCGAACUGGCAGCGGCGGCCACCGUGUAAUAGGAGGUUCGCGUCAUACCCCAAAAAAAAGAAACAAAAUCGAAAACUUAACUUGAGGCUCGAGAGAUGUGUAAUAUUUUUGUCUGUGUAUGUAGGAGAAAAUGUGAAAAUGCAGUUUAGUCAGCUGUUCUAGGCGAUUAUGAUUAUGAUGAUACAACAACCACAACAGCAACCAACAACAAACAGAAACAACACCCAACAGGUUUAAUGUGGGAGAGAGAAAGCGAAAGAAUGCAGUUUCUAAUACAACUACUAAAAGAGGUAUGUUCGUGAUCUUAUUUGAUCUUAUUUUUAUACACAUACACCCCGAAACCAUAGAGAUGAAACAGAUGCAAAACAAAACAAAAAACAACAAGUAAAUUGUAAUAAAUUGUAUUGAAGCGAGAAGAUUAUGUAAAAAAAACUGUUAGAACAACAACAACUUAGAAAAGGCGACAAGCUUUUGCGGCAGAAAGUGAAUCAAGAAUUACUCUAAUGAGAAAGCACAUCAUCAUCAACAUUGUGUGGGAAUCCAAUAUUUACAAUUCUACAUGAAAAAAAGCCCACACCAAAUCAGAAUAGGAGCACACAUACUCACUUUCAAGCGAACUGUAGUAGUAACAUUGAGUAGAAACGAAAGAGAAGCGAAGCAACGAUAAAGAACGAGAUCGAGACAAGUCUAGAAAUGGAUCAAUCGGUAAAGAUUAGAGGUGCGUAGGUGUGGUGUUCAAGUGGUAGGAUCGUUGUGUAUCAGAUUGGGUAGGUAAGACAUUGAAAGUGCUUUUUUUCUUAGUUCAUAUCAAAUUGUAUUUGUAGAAUUGUGAUGUCCAUUAACUAAAGUUUCGCUUAUUGGAAAAAAUAAAUAAAAAAUGGCAUUUGAUACGAUAAGAUGCGAUAUUGCGCUAAAAAUCUUGAACUAUCCUAUUUUCGUUUUUUGAAAGAGAUAUAUUAGGUGGAGUUUAAUUCCCUAACGCUAAUGUUCAUCACUUUGCAUUGUGAUAGCUUCCGUGGGAUAGUAUUUGUCAAACAAAGUACUUAAAGACGGAGUAAAGUUGGCAACCAACAACCAGAGCUGCGAAUUUUCAGUCUCAGUGAGUAAGGUUUGUACGAUACUGAUACCAUUGCCUGUUCACACUCACUCCCUAGCAAUGAAUGGUUAGCAGUAACAGUAAGGAAUAAAGUAAACAAAAGAGCUCUUUUCUCACCCCAUGUACGGUGAGACUCGCUGAUGCGUGAAAGUGUGGACCCUUUGUAAAUGCAUGGUGAAUACUAUCACUUGAAAGAAAAAGACAGGAAAUGUGUCAGACGAAGCUGUAAGACGGUCAGCUUCAGCCCGCAUUGUCGGCAAACUGAGUUUCAAUACUAGCCUAUUCAUGCUUUGAUUUCUAACUGAAAAGCAUCAUCGCAGGCAGGGAUGAGCAUUGAAAAAUACAAAACAAAAGAAUCGCACUCAGCAGGCGCUGUAGAUAAAUUGCACCACUGCCAACAAUCACGUGUUUUGAUGAAGAAUUUGUGCUGCCGCUCGGUGUAGCAGCUACAAUUUUGCGUAAGACGGAAAGAGACAAACGACACACCGUUGCGUUAACGGUGGUUCGAUCGGUAGCCUCUUUCCUUCGUCAAAAUUUUCUUGCACCUUAAAACAUAUAACAAUGCUAUUUUUGAAAUCAUUCCUUUCUAAAUUUUAUAAUAACAAGAAAUUUUCUAUGGAUUUAAUUCAGGAAUUUUUUCACAAAUUAUUCUGAUGAAAUUCCCGUAGAGGAAAAACCGGCGGAAUUUUUUGAAAAAUUCUCAUAUAAAAACUCUCUUAUAAGUAAUCCCGAUAAAAUCUUUGUGAAUACACGCAAAUUCCCGACAAUUAAGCCGAAAACGUCCGAUUUUCAAACAUUUGAAUAUAGGUGCAUGUUUUUAAUAAUGGAACAAAUACCAUAUUUAUCAAAAAAAAUAUACAAUAUAAUUUAUUUCAUAAAAAAUAUGCCAACAAAUCAUUCUCUUCUCACCAUUCAACAUUAUUUCAAAUGCCCCAUAAUACUAAUUUACAGUGCAUACUUUUUUACAUUGCACCUUCACUUUUGUCGAAGUUUAUUAUUACAAAAUGGCCUUCAUACGCAUACCACAUGACCUUAUGCCAUUUGGGCACAGACUUCGUUUCACUAAAAAAACUAUGUAGACAAUCGUUGACUCUUACCUCUUGAUUCGGACAUCAUAAUUGGUCUUGCAAAUUAAAGAAUAAAGAAAUUCUAUCAAUCUGAACACGGGUUUUUCACUUUGAACACGGCACUAACAACCCACAUGGUGGAACUACUCACACAAAGUCAAAAUUUGCCCGGACAGCCGGUUAUCUUAUUUUCCGUGAUGCGAGCUGAUCAUCUACUAAACUGAGUUAAGCAAAUCAGAAUUGUUUGUGAUGUUAUUUUUACUGCUAUAAAUUAUAUUUUUAGAGUUCUGUUUUGUGCGCGUCUUUAUUUCCUGUUUAUUGAUCGACUAGAAAUUAGAAUAUUAUUUGAUAUAGGAUGGUAGUAAUUAUUAAUAUUAUUAUUAUUUUGCUAGUACAUAAGUCCGUAGUAUUUGAAGUUUGAAAAAUAUGAAGCAAAAAUGAAAUACAAUAAACAGACAUGAGAUAUAUUUUUAAAAUGGAAAACAGAACGUACGAUACGCAAAGUAAAACACUCACACUCUUUCCGCAAGGAAAACACAGCCCCUCCCUUCCCCCAUACACGCAUACACACUCACACUAGAUGGUAGGAAGCAUUUCUUGGUUUUCUCAUCGAUGUCUCUCGUUAUUAUUGGGUUCGUGCAAAGUAGGCGUGUCCCGUCGAUCGGUUUUCCGAUCCUUUUCCAAUCGCUUUUCAGUUCUUCCCGAGUACUGUGCAGUGCAUACAAACAAAUACAAGCAUUUCCGGCCAGCCUAAUGUUGAAACUGAAACAAAUCCGUACUGUGCAAGCGUAUAAUUUGCUCUAUAUUGAAAGCUUUUUCGAGUAGAAAAUAAAAUUAUAAUGGCAACCAGAAGUGAGAGAUACUUUUAAACGAUCCUUACUAUAGUGGGCGAACAGAAGAAAUGGAAAAAAUGUUAAUCCUUUUAGUGGUGUUUUAAAAAUAUAUUAAGAAGAUAAAUCGAAAAAGUGAUUAGAUCGAAAGUAGGAAAUAUGAAUAAAAACGAAUCAGAAUCAAGAGUAGGCAAACAUAUUUGAUAAAAGAAUCAAGGGAAAGUAAAACAAACAGAAAAAUAUCUCAACUGAUAGAAGACGACAAAUGUAAACCAGAGUAAACCAAUAGAUGUAAAUGUGCAAACACAGUUACGCUAGCACUCAUACAGACACCUUUUAUGUAUUAACACAGGGAAGCAAAACUGAAUUAAAUUUCUAUACAGAGCAACACGGGGAGAACUGGGACAAAAUACGUUGAUUGUGCACGAAUAUAAAUGCAAAACAAAUGAAUUCAUAUUCUUCCUGUGGGUAAAACAAACAUAAACAAACUUCAAAGAGUGAAUGGAUGAAACCAAGGUAGCAAGGUAGAAGAAAAAGAAUGCAAAAAACACGAGAUAAAUGUGAGUUUAUAUGGAGAAAUGGAGAAAGACUUUUUACUGUGACAAAUAAUAUUUAAACGAGAUGCAGAAACAAAACAAAUGAAACAGAAGUAAACAAGAGAAACCGAGAAGAUAAACUUAUAGACGCAGAAGAGAUAUAUUUGUAAUAAAAAAGAUGAAAACUACAAAAAAGCACAAAACACAAAACGUAACCACUCAGGCCGAAACACUGGCAACCCCGACACAGAUGGUUGACGUGUGGUUGGUUCAACACCUUGAUCCUGAACCUUACAUCUGCGUGUGCAAUGAUUGUAUAUAAUGACUGAUCUCACGAAAAAUUAAUCUCAUAAUAUUUUUUCCUGUCAUGUCUUUUUUGUUCAAUAUUAUAAUUUCUGUUGAUUCAGAUUUAUUUUAUUUAAACCAUUUCCAACAAUGUCCACAUAGAUACUCUCAUUUUUAAAACUAUUUAUAUUGUUUUCCUUUUAUGAUCAACCACACGUAGAAACGGAAAAAAUUACCCCAUCAGUGGUAAAAUGAAGGAGUGGUUUACGAAGAAAUUACUGUAAUGAGAGAAAAAAAAUAUAAAAAGUGAGAAAAAGCCUUACAAAAAAAUAACAAAACAGAAAAUCGGACAAACAUUGCUUGUGUCAGACCAAAAACACGAAUAAAAGACAAAGAAAAUUUUAUGUUUCAUAAA
Molecule: messenger RNA, 7483 nt
Organism: Armigeres subalbatus
Lineage: Eukaryota; Metazoa; Arthropoda; Insecta; Diptera; Culicidae
Gene: PAN3
Product: PAN2-PAN3 deadenylation complex subunit PAN3
Exons: 17
Coding region: 1010-3283 (757 amino acids)
Biological process (GO): mRNA processing; nuclear-transcribed mRNA poly(A) tail shortening
Cellular component (GO): P-body; PAN complex
Molecular function (GO): poly(A) binding
Source: RefSeq, a predicted model, not a curated record